Molecule: messenger RNA, 1825 nt
Organism: Osmerus eperlanus (European smelt)
Lineage: Eukaryota; Metazoa; Chordata; Actinopteri; Osmeriformes; Osmeridae
Product: probable thiopurine S-methyltransferase
Exons: 18
Coding region: 69-1523 (484 amino acids)
Molecular function (GO): thiopurine S-methyltransferase activity
Source: RefSeq, a predicted model, not a curated record
CUCACGUGCAGCUUUGUUUACACAAAAGCUCCUCCCACACAGAAUAGAAACUCAUUGGUUGCCUCUGAAUGAGUUCUUAUAAAAGGAUUGUGUCGUCGUUUAUUAAACGUUGGUGUCGGACAAACAAAAUGCUGGCUGCGCAGGCGGAUCGUGUUAUGGCGUUGGGCGAAUGGGAGGAACGCUGGCAGGAGGACAAGAUCGGUUUCCAUCAGCCCAACAUACACCCGAUGCUGGAGAGCAACAUUGAGAAGGUUUUGGCAGGACGAAAAGAAGUUAGCUUCUUCUUUCCACUGUGUGGGAAAGCUUUAGAUAUGAAAUGGCUGUCUGACAUGGGACACUCAGUGGUCGGGGUGGAGAUAGCAGAAAAGGCCAUCAAGCAGUUCUUUGAGGAGAACAAUAUGACUUACAGUGAGGAGGAGGUUCCUGUCAUACCUGGAGCUAAGGUCUACAAGAGCUCAGAGGGGAACAUCUCCUUGUACCAGUGUGAUCUGUUCAACUUCUCCAGUUCGGUAGCAGGCCAGUUUGGAGGCAUCUGGGACCGAGGUUCGCUAGUGGCCAUCAACCCUGCAGACAGAGAGAAGUAUGCUGCUCUCAUCAUGUCUUUAAUGGCCAAGGAUUGUAGAUACCUCCUGGACACUGUGCUCUACAAUCCAGAACUAUACAAAGGCCCUCCGUUCAUGGUGCCUGAUGAGCAGGUACAAAGUCUAUUUGGAGCAAGCUGUGAUAUCGAGCUGUUGCACUCUGUUGAUGCUCUGACAGACAGACAGAAAGGCUGGGGGCUAGACUACCUCACUGAAAAGGUCCACCUCAUCUCACCCAAGACAAAAAAGUGGGAAAUGGCGGUGCAAGCACACAGAGUCAAGGCUGUGGGAGAAUGGGAGGAUCUGUGGACAGAGGGAAAGAUCAGCUUCCACCAGCCUGAUGUCCAUAAGAUGCUGGAGAGUCAUCUUGACAAGGUUGUCAACGGACGAAAUAAAGUGCGAUUCUUCUUCCCUCUGUGUGGAAAAGCAGUAGAUAUGAAGUGGUUGGCAGAUAUGGGUCAUUCAGUGGUUGGAGUGGACGUGGUUGAGACGGCUAUUAAGCAGUUCUUUGAAGAGCAAAGUCUGAGCUUCAGUGAAGAAGCGGUUCCAGCGGUCCCUGGUGCAAAGGUUUACAAGAGCGCAGAUGGGGGGAUAUCACUGUACCACUGUGACAUAUAUAAACUCUCCAGUUCCAUAUUGGGCCAGUUCGGAGGAAUCUGGGACAGAGGUUCCUUGGUGGCCAUCAACCCAGGAGACAGAAAAAAGUAUGCUUCCCUGAUGAUGUCACUAAUGGACACAGGCUGUCGUUACCUCCUGGACUCCUUUUUUUACAACCCAGACUUAUUCAAGGGCCCACCUUUCUUUGUCUCGGAUGAGGAGGUAGAGACACUAUUUGAAAAAUGUGAUGUGGAUUUGCUGCAGUCAUGCGAUGAACUCCCUCGCCUCGACUGGAGCUCAGGUGUAUUCAUAGAGAGAGUUCAUUUACUAACUCCAAAGGCCUAAUUAUUACAACCCAGACUUAUUCAAGGGCCCACCUUUCUUUGUCUCGGAUGAGGAGGUAGAGACACUAUUUGAAAAAUGUGAUGUGGAUUUGCUGCAGUCAUGCGAUGAACUCCCUCGCCUCGACUGGAGCUCAGGUGUAUUCAUAGAGAGAGUUCAUUUACUAACUCCAAAGGCCUAAUUAUUUACUUGUUGGUCCUACUGCAUAUUCUUUUUCCAAGAUGACAAUGACAAAACAUUGUGUGUUAGGUUGGUUACGCAUAUUGGUUUUGAUCGAUGUCUAAAUAAACAAUUGUUUGAAUAGC